Messenger RNA from Armigeres subalbatus, 7944 nucleotides. RefSeq names its product protein TANC2 (gene rols). The transcript is spliced from 10 exons. The record is from RefSeq and is a predicted model, not a curated record. Gene Ontology annotation, molecular function: protein binding. The coding region runs from base 1788 to 6668 and encodes 1626 amino acids. Lineage: Eukaryota; Metazoa; Arthropoda; Insecta; Diptera; Culicidae.
GCCACCGAUCGCGUCGGAUGUGUUCCUUGAGGCUUACCAACGACGUGUGGCUUUUUAAACGGUGGUGAACGUGUGACUCAAGUUUUGUUUUUUUUGCUAUCGCUCACUCGAUACCGGUUUGGUGGACGCUUUUGUGGAAGUCUAUUCCCGUGCGCAAGUAUUUUUGCAGUCUUUCUUCGUUUAUGUUUAUUUUACUUCGUCAGUGGGCAAAAACUUUGACGAAAACCUUUAAAAUCUUACUUGCAGUUCUUGGUGUCCCGUGGAGGUAGAUAUUGAUAACAAUUAUUGUUGUUUGCGAUGUCGCGUGUGCUGAUGGAAUUCAUUGUUUGUGAUUGGCAAUAUGAUUUGAACAUCAACUAUAUAACGAGUUAAUAAAGUGUCUAUUGGGAAGACAGCUACAUGUUUAUCGUUCAACGUGUUCAAUAUUGAUAGAUAACAAGACGUGUAGUUAGUUGGAGAAGUGAAGAAAUUGUAAUUGAUAAGGUUUUCCAGAACCUAUUUCAAGGAAAACGACGACUAGACAAUUUUAUUGUGUGGUGCAUUCAGAAGUGGUACAAAGAAAAUCCGCCCUAUCGCGGGUCAAUCUGGUUGAUGGAUAUAUAUGCUCCCUGUCCGUAUAAUCAACAUUUUCGUUGGAUAAUGGAACCUCGAGUGCACAGUUCAAUGCGCAAAGAGUGAUGAAUAGGAAUAGACGUGAAAGAUGUAGGAAGUGUGUACGUUCAUGAAUUGAAUUAAUUCUUCAGCAGUUUUGUUGGAAGACGUGAAUGCAAGAAGGUGGUAAUACAAACAGUGGAACGUACUGGUUAGAUUGCAUCUUCAUUUUAAGAAUGUGGACCCUGAACGAACAAAGGAUGCUGCUGCUCCUAGUGUAAUUAAAAUGUGAGAUGUAUGAGAAAGUUGAGAUUGCGCUUUUUAUAUCGAGAUGAUCAUCAUCAUCGUCGUCCAUAGCAUGGUCGACAUGGUCCACGAGAAUACCGGACAUCGCAACACCGUGUGAUCCGUUCAUCUUUAAUUAUAAAACAUAAUUUAUGUACCUGUGCUCAUAUAACCCGUGGAAUUACGUUGCAAUUCUUGUGGAGUGAGAAAGCAACUUGGAACGGCCGAAGGAGACACAAAAAAGUUUCUCUUUGUACUUAUCCACGUUCUUCCUUCACUUCUGCCCGACGUUCUCUGUAACAUAAGUGAUCCUACAAUAUACCGGAGAAGUGCAUGCUUCAAGCAACUAUUCCAUGAUACUUGAACAGUCGCGAAGAAGCAUUAAGUUUCCCGUAGUUGGUGUGAGUGAAACGAUAAAUUUUCCGGGAAAGUGAAAGAACACGGCAAAACAAAAGACCUCGAUUCCGAUGUACAAAAGAGGACCAAUGCCGACGGAUGGAUGGAAGAUAAUUUAACAACAAAACAUUUAUUUCCAUCGAAGAAGUGCAAUAACAGCAAAUAAAUGAUAAUGAUAAUUUCGAAUAACGAGAUUAGGUUAAUGGUGAAUUCCCAUAAUAGUGAGUGAAAAGUGAGCAAGGGGAGAAAAAUUGUGUUAUUUAUCAGUCUUUUGAAUGGCCCAAUAUAUUAUAGUAAUUGUUCGAAGCUCACCGUCGAAGGAAUACAUUGAUCAACAGUUCUGUAAUAAAUCACUAUCAAAUCGAUCCUUCACUGUCAUAAUCAGUGAACCCAUUAGACUGUUCGUACGAUCGAACGGCAGUAUUAUUGUUGUGACGACAGUGAAAUUGAUAAUAGACGACUCUCUCCAUCCUGCUAUGCGUGUUCAAUGUUAAUGGGUUGAACAUAUAUUGGAAAUGCCUAUCACUACGAAGACUACGAAAACAUUGCCAUCCAGCAGUGCAACAAGUGCAGCAGCGAACGGAAAAGAGUUCUCAUCGAUUGCUAGAGCCGGUAGCCCAUCAAGGGCGGCUGCUUUUCCGGCUCCGUCCAACGUUGGUCCAAGUAGAGCUGCUGCUGCUACAUCUAAUGGACUAGCAGCCAUCGGCGGUGGACGUAAUGCCCGUCCGGGAAGUGGAUUGAGUCUAAGCGUAUUAGAUUUGGCAGCGAUUCGAAAGAUUUUGGAAAACGAAACCGGUGGCGCGCUGUGUCCGAGCUGUCAGAUGCCCUUCGAUAAGGGCAAGAAGAGGAAGCUGAUUGACACCUGUGGCCAUGAGCGGUGUUACUCGUGCAUGUUUCGGAACGAGAUUUGUCCGAUCUGCCACCCGGCGGCGCAACAAGAUAUCGACCAUGAUAUUUUAUCAAACCACGGCAGUUACCUAAGUCGAAAGAUGCAUGGUUAUGAUACUGGAAUCGGCAGCACAACAACACUACUAAGUCCUCUCAGCUCUCCUCAACCAGUCUGUCGUUCACAGGCUAGACAAUCCGGCCAUCUGUCGCCAACAUAUCAAAGCCCAAGUGAUCUCAUGUCAUCCGACGUCUACAAACUAAAGGAUAGGCCGCCAAGAUGUCCUUCUGCAUCCAGCAAAUCAGACUCCCACUAUGCUAGCAUAUCGAAUACAUCCUUCGGCGUCGGAAUGAAGCCUUCGCAACGCUCUGGACUAAACAGCAGUAGUGAAAUAUCCUCAAGUGCCUGCGCUACACCUCCGCAAAACCGAAGACGCCUCUUCAAUCCCAAGAACCUGCGCAGCCCAUUCGGCUACCGUCGGAGCAAUACCGCAACCGACAACUCUACACUGUCCGGUUUAGCGUCUCUAUUGAACCCGGCCACAUAUCAUCGGGCGGCUGCGGCGGCAGGAACCAGCAAUUUGCGCUCAUCGACAUCGUCGCCAAUCGCAGCAACUUCCUCGACGACGACUACUACUACAGCGGUCAACAAGAGACAACGGAACGUUAAUGAUAGCCAUAAAUUUCAUCGUCUCAGCCUGGGCAAAGCCUCCGUGGUUUUCGGCAAAAUUAAAUCCCUCUGGUCAGCGCAAGCGUCGACGGCCAACGCCGGACUGAAUCAAUUAGCAGAUGAUGAAGGCGGCAAUGUUAAACCGAUGCUUCUAAAUGGAAAGUCGAAAUCAUCCCAUGAUGAGCUACAGGUGCGCCUCGGAUUUUUUCUGGAAAACAACCCCCGACGGAACCUACGUGCACCUAUACAAUCAUGCAGUUCGCUAACGUCGACAAACACCAGUCCUGUGUCAACCCUCACUGGGUCAUCAGAAGCCGAUGUUUCGCGAACGCUGCAGCUGCACCAGGAACCAAACCACUACAACACCGGCUGUGAUUCAAUCGGCUCAAUGAUGUCCGUGUCCAUAUCGGAGCAGAGCAAUGCCUCCUCCAGUCCAAUGAGCCGGAGACAUUCAGUUACCACAUCCCAAAGUGGUGGCAAUCUCGAUGACCUAGCAUUGUUUAAAACCAGAAAGACAACGGUUAGAAGAUCAGCUCGGUCGGGUCAAAUCAAAGGGCCUAUAGAUCCGAAAAUUCGAUUUGCUCAAUACCGUCAGCAGCAGCAGCAACUCACAUUGAAGCCGUUGUUCUUUGAAGUACCUACUCAAGAACCAGAUCCACUAUUUGUCGGAAGACAUUGGUUAGUCAGAGAAUUGGCCAACGCCGUUCAGUCAACAGACUCACCUGGUAUUUUAUUGAGCGGAACCUUAGGAACGGGAAAAACAGCUCUACUUCUGCAGUUGGUGGAAUACUCAUGUUUCGGUCGACGCAAAGAAAUGCCUAUCCAGGAAAAUGAUGGAAUCUACUGCCAAAUAAACGUUGCACAUGAUCGAUUGCGAAAUCUCGCAUCACACGUGGUUGCUUACCAUUUCUGCCAAGCGGACAAUAACUCAACCUGCCUAAUUCCAGAUUUCAUCCACUCUUUAGCGGCACAGCUGUGUCAAGCCCCGCAACUAACCGCCUACCAUGAAUUUCUCCUAGGUGAACAAGCUCUUCAGAACGUUCUGAGUGUAAAGGAAUGUAUUGCCGAUCCUGAACGGGCUAUGGUAAUGGGCAUAUUGGAGCCACUGGCUGCGUUGCGAAGGGUAGGCAAAAUACCUCCAAAGAAUUGUGUUAUCUUAAUCGAUGGUUUAUGCGAAGCGGAAUACCAUAGGCCAGAUCACGGUGAUACAAUAGCUUCUUUCCUGCAGAAAAUGGCUGAACACUUUCCCUCGUGGUUAAAGGUCAUCGCUACAAUACGAACGCAAAUGACCGAAUUCACAAAAGGCCUGCCGUAUACUAAAAUGAGCCUUGAUAAUUGGAAUAGCAACGAAGCGCUUCAAAAAGAUAUCCUCGAGUAUAUCACAUUCCGGAUCAAUCAAAGUUCCAGCAUACAACAUAAUAUUGCCGGAGGCAAAGAAAUAAUUAACACAAGUAUACACUUUAAAUUUGCUCAGCAUUUGCUAAGUCUUACAAAAGGUUCCUUCCUUUAUGCCAAACUGACGUUGGAUCUAAUCGAACGGGGCAGCUUGGUCAUAAAAUCAAGUAGUUUCAAAAUACUGCCUGUCUCGUUGGCUCAAAUAUUUCUACUUAAUUUCAAUCUACGAUUUCCGACCACAACUGCGUAUGACAAGAUUUCCAGUAUUCUUAGCGUCUGCUUGGCUGCACUCUAUCCAUUGACGCUGACCGAAAUCUUCUACUCCAUCAAUGCUUUGAUUGUCGAAGGAGAAGGGGGAGAACACAUCGAUUGGGAGGAGUUUAUCUGUCGAUUUAAAACUUUGACAGGUUUUUUGAUCAAGCGAAUAGACAAUACGUAUAUGUUCUUCCAUCCUUCGUUUAGGGAGUGGUUGAUAAGGCGAGAUGAUGGGGAAAGCACAAAGUUCAUCUGUGAUCUCAGAAAUGGCCACGCAGGCAUUUCUCUGCGCUUAUCUCGCCUUCAAGCUCCACUUGAUCCCGAUCAAGCACUCGAAUUGGGUCAUCAUAUUCUUAAAGCUCACCUCUACCGCACUGCCCCACAGCAUCAAUCUCCCAGGGAUUUGCAAGCAUAUUGGGUGUCGUCCGUAACGAUAUGUGUGUCAUCCGCCCUUUGUACACUCAGAAAUGUAUACAGCCCCAACAUAAAGGUGUCAAGACUUCUCCUGUUAGCAGGAGCAUCACCAGACCACGUUACUAGCUUCUUGGGUAGCGCAACCGUCCUUUGUAUAGCUUCCCACGAAGGAAUAGUGCCGAUGGUGAGUCUCCUGCUCGAGUUCGGGGCAAACGUCGAAAAAACCAAUAGCCAAGGUUGCACUCCGCUAAUCUUAGCCGCAGCUAAAGGACAUUGUGACGUUGUCCGUCAAUUAGUUGCCGCUGGUAGUGCUCUUGGACAGACUGACACCUCGCAGCGAUGCGCUCUAGUGCAUGCAGCCAUUACUGGAAAGCUCAAGGUUGUGAAAUAUCUCGUGGCCUGUGACUGGAACCCUAGACCUAAUAGCAACGACGUCACAUUAGAACAGGCAGCUCAACAGGCACUGAUCGCCGCAGCGAGUCAAGGAAACACCGAGAUUGUAGAGGACUUCUUGGAUAUGGGUGAAGUACAGGUCAACCGAUUGGAUGUUAUCACCGGCGAAACGGCUCUGACGACGGCUUGCUCUAAUGGACACACUGAAACGGUGACGAUCCUACUCAGCCGUGGAGGUGCCACUGAUGUGAGAAAUCGCAAAGAGCAAUCUCCUCUGCUGAUUGCUGUUAAGGAAGGUCAUUGGGCAAUAGUCGAGAGAUUAUUGCAAAGCCAAACAGAUGUGGAACAGACCGAUAGCAAUGGCAAAACAGCGUUAAUGAUCGCAGCCGAAGAAGGACACGUUGGAAUAAUUGAGCUGCUAUUGAACAGAGGAUCUUCGCUUGGUACACUUGAUAAGGAUGGCCUUAGUGCUCUCAGCUGGGCUUGUCUUCGAGGCAAACAACAAGCAGCUAAAUGCUUAUUGGAAAGAAACGCAGAUAAACAGCAUGCAGAUAGUACUGGCAGAACUCCUCUAGAUCUGGCUGCAUACCAAGGUUCAGCUGCAUUAGUUCAAAUGCUCUUGGACCAUGGAGCACAAAUUGAACAUGUCGAUAUAAAUGGUAUGAGACCAUUAGAUCGUGCGAUUGCUUGUCGCAAUGUACAAGUUGUGCAAGUAUUCCUGAAACGAGGAGCCAAGUUAGGACCAGCUACUUGGGCCAUGGCCAAUGGGAAAUCAGAAAUAAUGCUCAUACUUUUGAACAAACUCCUCGAGGACGGAAAUACUUUGUAUCGUAAGAACCGCCUGCAAGAAGCUUCUCAUCGUUAUCAGUAUGCCUUGAAGAAAAUUCCGACGACCACGCUCAAUAGCAACGACAGCGGACCGGAGCAAUCUGUUAUCUAUUCGACUGAUACAAACAACAACUCGGCUAACAAUGCUACCUUCCAACAACUGAAAUUCAACUUUUUGCUCAACCUGUCGCGUUGUAAAAGAAAAAUGAACGAUGUGGCAGAAGCUGUGGAGCUAGCCACUCAAGCUAUUGAAAUCAAGCCCAAUGCCUACGACGGAUAUUAUGCACGCUCCAAGGCGCUUAUGGAGUACGGCAACUAUGGAGAUGCCCUCCGAGACGCUGGCAUGGCUUUAACAAAGGCUCAAUCUACGUCGUUGGAAAUACGGGAAACACUUACCCGACUGCACAGCGACCUCCAGAAGCGGCAUAUGCAAGCGCUGGCUGAGGCGGGAAACGCUUCCCUCUUGAGUGGCUUUGGCGAAAGCAGCACCAGAUCCAGUUCGGUACAUAGCAGCCGUUCCGUCGCCGAAUGCAUGGACAUAAUAACCGAUUUAUAGUGUGUGCAACAUAAUACUUAAUUUACGAUUUAGGAUUUAAUCAAAUAGCAAGUGUAACGAAAAAACGUAAAAUCGAAAAAGACUAAUGCAAAUCAUCAUUCGCAAUGCAAUAAAACUUUUAGUGUAAUAGCAUUCUUUAGGGUAAUUGAAACAUUUAACCUUUUUGAAAUUUUAUUUUCGACACUUCGAUUUUUAUUAAGCACUGAAAGUGCACAAUACUAUUGCAACGUAUAAUUCCUUUCACAGAAAAAUGUUGUGCAACGUAUUCAAAAUAGUUUAGAGUCGUUGGUCGUCCAUCAUAACUUAUAAAAUUAUUUUAUAAUCUAAAUUAUUUACCAGAUCGAUAAGAGUACAUACCAGAGAUAACAGAUUUCUAAUUUUCUUUAAAAGUACAUCAGUUUGAAGCAUUUUUAGAAUUCAUCUUGUCUUUGUAAGCCAUACAUGCAAUGUAGGUGGUGUAUAUAAAUUGAAAGGAAAGUUGAGUAAAAAAAAUCAUUUACACUGGCCGGCAUAAUAAAGUGCCCACUUGCCGUUUUUCAUACAAAAUGGUCAACUUUGGAGCUCUAGAUCUCGGGUUCCCGUGAACCGAUUUGGCUGAAAAUUUUACCAGAGCUCAGAUAUAACUUGAAUUUUAACAUAUCUAAGUUUCGACCAUAUUGAUUCACAGGUUAAAAAAUUAUUGCGGUAUUACCAAAGUGAAUUUUUUGGCAAAAAUUUAUUUUUUAAAUAUCUUGAAUUCUAUAGGUUGUAGACUGAUGACAUAUUCAGCAAAAACGCGUAUUUUGCCAAUACAAAAAAGUUUGCUAUAUAUACCUGUACACUUAGAGAUGUAGUUUUCGAGGCAUUUGAAAAACAAUUUUUUGCCAAAAAAUUCACGUUGGUAUUACCGCAAUAAUUUUUAACCCUGUGAGUCAAUAUGCUCGAAACAUAGAUAUGUUAAAAUUCAAGUUAUAUCUGAGCUCUGGUAAAAUUUUCAGCCAAAUCGGUUCACGGGAACCCAAGAUCUAGAGCUCCAAAGUUGACCAUUUUGUAUGAAAAACGGCAAGUGGGCACUUUAUUAUGCCGGCCAGUGUACAUACUACUUUAUUUAUGUGCAUGUUAGACUUAAUAAAAUGGUUUCCUUGGUUAACUGCUGAUUUAGGAUAUACAUUAAAUUAUUUUGAGUGUUUGUAUAUAAUAAGCAUUGUUUUAUCAUUUCGAUAAUUGUAGUACUCAAUUGAUACAAAAUAAAAUAUUAAAACUCAUACACAGAAAAAAAUAAAAUUGUUUCAAUGAA